This is a messenger RNA of Mycena indigotica, 1059 nucleotides long. RefSeq lists its product as uncharacterized. The coding region runs from base 1 to 1059 and encodes 352 amino acids. The record is from RefSeq and is a predicted model, not a curated record. The transcript is spliced from 8 exons. NCBI's taxonomy places the organism in Eukaryota, Fungi, Basidiomycota, Agaricomycetes, Agaricales, Mycenaceae.
AUGCCCAAAUGCGUUGAUUUAGCGGGCUCUGAAGGCGGUGGGGCCGGAAAGCGUGGCUCAGGAAGUGCCAGAGCCGCUCUGCAAACGGCUGGACGGAGUCCUAGUGGCAUGCUGGAUACAGAUUCCGCGUCUUGCCCGUUGAGCGGUGGCCCGGCAAGCGAUCGAGCGCGGCCUGUUGCGGGGUUCGCGGCCGUGCAUUCAGCGCUGUUUGAAGCGGGAGGCCGUCAUGUGGCCCGUGCAGCUGGGCGGGUCCGAGUCGGGGAAGUGAGAGGACCGGAGAGAGUUGAUAAGCGACACGUGCCGUCGGGUCACGGGCCCGACCGGUCGUCGCUUACCCUUCUGACUUCACCACCACCACCGCCGUUGUCGUUGUCGUCGGCGCUGCCCGCGCGCAUCAGCGUCUGCGCAUGCUCGGGCCUGGACACUACAACGCCCGUCGUCCACCGCCCUUCUCCCACCCACAUCAUGCUCUCCCCCCGGACCUCCACCCUUUCACUGUCCCCACGACUCUACCAUCAUGUCGCGCGCGCCCUGGCCGUGUCGUACAUCCUAUGCACCGCCUCGGCGCAGCUGCCCAUCCUUUUCGCAAUUGCUCGCCAUGGCAAAGCCGUCGACGACACAUAUGUGAACACACAUCUCGCGGUGCCAUUGGUAUUCACGAUUCUCACCCCCAUCUACGCAUCAUGCCUCGUUUACAAAACAACCCUGUGGAUCCGCCCCGCCGAGCGCCCCGACCCGCUGCAGUUUGGCACCAUCAACGUCCACGUGUGCCUCUGGCUCUGCUGCGGCGUCGUCCCCGGCCUGUGGCCCCUCCUCCGCGCGCCGUCAGAAGACAUGCAGCAGUGCACUAAGCAAUGGCCGUGGUGUCUUGUCCUGCUGCAGCGCAACCUCGCUCCGGCAGCCAUCUGGAUUGCCUUGCUAUGCGCGUCGAUAGGCAGCUACCAGCCGGGAACGGAGUAUUAUUUGUUGCCUGCGUGGCGAUAUUACCCGGGGGGAAGGGAAACGGACGGCGACGCAGUGGACAAGACCAAGGUCUUUGGAAAGCAGGUCGAUUCAUAG